Molecule: messenger RNA, 726 nt
Organism: Theileria orientalis strain Shintoku
Lineage: Eukaryota; Apicomplexa; Aconoidasida; Piroplasmida; Theileriidae
Exons: 1
Coding region: 1-726 (241 amino acids)
Source: RefSeq, a predicted model, not a curated record
AUGUAUUUUUGUAAAAUAUUUGCUUUAUUCCUAUAUAUAUCAGUUCCUCUUUUUACUGUUGAGUGCGUGGGCACAAAUAGCCACGGCGGGUCAGGAAAUGGACGAGGCACUGGAGGCGGUGCCGGCACAACUAAACAGGCCAGUGGUGGCUCUGCAAAUCUGUCUGGCACUUCAACGUCUGAAGGCGGUACUAGUGAAGGUGCUUCUGGGGACGGAUCUGGAACACCCGCUAGGAAACAAGUCCCUGAAUCCCCUCUCGACCUGAGUGCUUUGAGUUCAACCCCCGAUAAUGGGUUUUUUCACGAAUACAAUCUUGACGACUGGAAAAUUAAGUGGUACAGAAGCUUUGUCGGCAAAAAUUUCAAUAAACUUAAACUGGGAAACACAGAUUUGUGGCCGGAAGAGGUCACUAAACAGUCCAUUUUCGAGUUGCUCGUUUUCAAUAAAGGCGAGAAGUACCUAAUUGCUGUAACAGCAUUGAAGCCCGAAGGAUAUCUCAGCACCCAAUUCGUCCACUACCAACCAAAUGCUAGCGAUCCAUCCAAUUCUAAGUCUGAAAUGUUGCAAGCAGAGGAAUUUUACACAAAAUUCCAGCAGAACCUAGACAGUAAAUUCGUCGAGCCCUUCCCGGAUAGACUUCCUAAAGACGUCGUCUACCAGAAAUUUAGGUGCGUCAAGGCCAAAUCGUCCAAUCCUAGUGCUGGACCGGAUCUAGACAUUGUAUAA